This is a messenger RNA of Homarus americanus (American lobster), 1759 nucleotides long. RefSeq names its product calcitonin gene-related peptide type 1 receptor-like. Gene Ontology annotation, molecular function: G protein-coupled peptide receptor activity. The record is from RefSeq and is a predicted model, not a curated record. Gene Ontology annotation, biological process: cell surface receptor signaling pathway; adenylate cyclase-modulating G protein-coupled receptor signaling pathway. NCBI's taxonomy places the organism in Eukaryota, Metazoa, Arthropoda, Malacostraca, Decapoda, Nephropidae. The transcript has 10 exons. Bases 1 to 1371 code for a protein of 456 amino acids. Gene Ontology annotation, cellular component: plasma membrane.
AUGGCCUUCAUCGACCUGACCAAGGCCUUCUUCUCCAUCAACAGGGAGGCCCUCUGGUGGACCUUCAGCCGUUUAGGCUGCCCACCACAAUUCAUCGCCAUUGAGGAAGCUGUUGUGACCUCGGAGGCGGUGUUGGCGUCCUUCAAGGGUGAAGUUGGUCCUUCCAAAUGGCGCAGCUGCUGUGAGGCCGCCGUCCAGUGCUGCGACCAAAUGCUCACCGCCUCCUGGCCUACUGGUCACUGUCCGAACACGUGGGACGGCUGGCAGUGUUGGUCAGCCACACCCAGAGACACCGAGGCUAUGAGACCCUGCCCCUCCUACAUCUACUACGGCAGGGAACCUUCAUGUGCCAAACAGGCGACGAAGAAAUGCGAGACGGAUGGCAUGUGGUUCCGUCGGACGGGAUCAGGUCAGGAGUGGAGCAACUACUCGUCAUGCAGUGUGGAGCACAACAUCCACCGUCGCCUGUACGUCCACAUCGCCGCCUACAGCGUCUCGGUCGCCGCCCUUCUCCCCGCCCUCUGUAUCUUCUUGUCCUAUAAACAGCUGCGUGUUCACCGCAUCACGCUGCACAAACACCUGUUUCUGAGUCUGCUGCUGGAAGCGGUGGGCGUUAUCACCUUCAGGUUCCUGCAGCUGUACAAGAAAGACCUCAUCAACCAGAACCUGACGUGGUGCGUGACACUGAACCUCCUGACCAAGUACACCAGCUUGAGCAACUAUAUGUGGUACCUCUGUGAAGGCUUCUACCUCCACAAGUUGCUCGCCUCCGCCUUCGCUGAGCAGAACAGCCUCGUCAUCUUCUACCUCAUUGGCUGGGGUUUCCCGUUGGUGCCUCUGACGGUGUACAGUGUGGUGCGGGGGUUGCGUGACGAUAACACAGACUGCUGGAUAAUGCCGAACGAAAGCCUCGACUGGAUCAUUAACCUGCCGCCGCUCCUGGCUAUCCUGAUCAAUAUCAUCUUCGUGGUGAACAUCAUCCGUAUCCUGGUGAGCAAAGUCAGAGCAACCAAUGGCAACGAACCCAGCCAGUACAGGAAGGCUGUUCGGGCUACCAUGAUGGUGGUGCCGCUGUUCGGGCUUCAGUACAUCGUGACCAUCUACCGCCACCAGGAGCUAGGCUGUGACUGGCACGACAUCUACCAAAUCUUCAACAAUGUGAUAGAGGGCAGCACGGGCGCCGUCGUGGCCAUCAUCUUUUGCUACACCAACGGAGAGGUGCUGGCGCUUUUGUCGAGGUCAUUCCAACGAUAUAAGAUGCAGAGGAAGCUGGGUGGUAACCGGGCCAACAGUGAGGCGACCCAAAGUGGGACUCAGACAAUCAACUUGCAACCCAAAGCUCACCACCAGACUGACGCGCCCCUGGCCUAGAUCACAGCGACUCACAUCACCGGCGGUCGUAUCACGUUACUCUCGCCUAGCUUCAGGUUGUGAGGUGUCGCUGUUCAUGUGCCUGUCUCACACAAACCUUCCUGGACCCUUUGUUCGUCUUAGUUCACACGUUUCUUGUGUGUGUUUGUGUCUCCUUUCUGUUGUAGUUUUCAGAUUUCACUUUGUAUACACACAGUUUUUACAUUUUGCUUGAACUGUUUACGGACCUUUUAGCUUCUCCUCUUGUGGUGUAGUUUUUGCUGCUGGUCCUGUGAUGUCCGAGUGCUUAUGUGUUUAUAUAAACGUUCCCCAACACGGCGAGAUAUUGCUGUGUUGAGGAUAUUAUGUUUACUGAGUUACCCCCGUUAAUGAUGGGCUAAAAUUGUCU